This is a messenger RNA of Ilex paraguariensis (yerba mate), 413 nucleotides long. NCBI's taxonomy places the organism in Eukaryota, Viridiplantae, Streptophyta, Magnoliopsida, Aquifoliales, Aquifoliaceae. The record is from the annotation of a GenBank genome assembly.
GAGAGAGAGAGGCUUGAAUGGCUGUGUUAAGGAUAUUUUCUGUGUACGUUCAUCUCAUUACAGUGCUUACAUUUACUUUAGCUGCUGUAGCAUUAGCUAGGCUGCAGCCGAGUCAACUCAGUCAAGAGGUGCCAUCUGAACAAGAAGCAGACCGAGUCGUUGGACUUCCAGGGCAGCCUCCCGUGGAUUUCCAGCAAUAUGCAGGAUAUGUUACAGUCAAUCAGAGCCAUGGAAGAGCACUGUUCUAUUGGUUUUUCGAAGCGAUACAAAAUCCUCAAAAGAAGCCUGUACUUUUGUGGCUUAAUGGAGCUUAUGCUCUUGGAGUUUUUCUNCUCGUAAAGUUCGUAGUUUUGUUUGCUCUUUUUGUCUACAUCUUCGAGGGUAGUUUGCAUAUGAUAGGUCACAAUUCCUAA